UUUCAGUUGAUUGUGAUAUUAAGAUUUGAUUUUUCAAGGUCAACCGACCGCCAAGCUAUUGCGAGGCAGUUUUCUAUUUUCUGAAGCUGUUAUUCGUCUAAUUCUAACAUGUCAUCAACAUUGGAUCAUUUGAAAAAGCAUACCAAGAUUGUAGCAGACACGGGAGAUUUUAAUUCUAUUAAAAAAUAUUUACCAAUUGAUUCAACAACUAAUCCCUCACUAAUUUUAUCUGCAUGUAAACUACCACAAUAUUCACAUUUAUUAGAUAGUGCAAUUCAAUAUGCUCGAGAGAAAAAACAAACAUUAAAUGAACAAAUUGAAUUAGCAUUAGAAAGAAUAUUUGUAUUAUUUGGUUGUGAAAUUCUAAAAAUUGUCCCAGGACGUGUAUCCACUGAAGUGGAUGCACGUUAUUCAUUCAAUGUAAAAAAACAAAUUGAAGUAGCUUGUCGUUUAAUUGCAAUGUAUGAAGAAUUAGGCUUUUCAAAAGAACGUAUACUGAUUAAAUUAAGUUCAACAUGGGAAGGUAUAAAAGCUGCAAAAAUUUUAGAAUCACAAUAUGAUAUACAUUGUAAUUUAACAUUAAUGUUUUCAAUGUAUCAGGCUAUUGCAUGUGCUGAAGCCAAUGUCACAUUAAUAUCCCCAUUUGUUGGACGUGUAUUAGAUUGGUAUACAAUGAAAUAUGGUCAAAAACAACAAUAUACACGAUAUAAUGAUCCAGGUGUACAGCUAGUUAGUCGUAUUUAUAAUUAUUACAAAGUUCAUGGAUAUAAAACACAAAUAAUGGGUGCUUCAUUUAGAAAUGUUGAACAAAUUCUUGGUUUAGUUGGUUGUGAUUUCUUAACUAUAGCACCGAGUCUUUUAGAAGAAUUAAGUAAAAUGUCAGAAGAUCCGCAUUUAUGUUUAAGUAUUGAGAAAGCUCAAACUGCUUAUGAUCAUUCAUAUCAACCGGAUGAACCAUUAACUGAAGAACAAUUUCGUUGGCAAUUAAAUGAAGAUGAAAUGGCUAAUGAUAAAUUAUCCGAUGGUAUAAGACGUUUCACUAAAGAUGCCUUAUUAUUGGAAGAUUUAAUUAAAACACGUAUACAACAACAACAGCAACAAUCAUAA
Schistosoma turkestanicum is the source of this 1107-nucleotide messenger RNA. The record is from the annotation of a GenBank genome assembly. NCBI's taxonomy places the organism in Eukaryota, Metazoa, Platyhelminthes, Trematoda, Strigeidida, Schistosomatidae.